Clonostachys rhizophaga is the source of this 1200-nucleotide messenger RNA. Lineage: Eukaryota; Fungi; Ascomycota; Sordariomycetes; Hypocreales; Bionectriaceae. The record is from the annotation of a GenBank genome assembly.
AUGGCUACACGGAAGCCAGCGCGCAUCUUCGCUGGCAUCGGUGUCGGCCUCCUGAUCCUAUGGCUUUUGUUCAUGUCUCGGACCGCCCCAGCCGCUGUUGGCCUUCGCAUGGCCGACUGGAAGGGCACAGGCCUGCUCCGCAACAACAAGCCCGGCGAUGUCAUCAACGACGUUUUCAAUGCCUCACUCGGCUUUGAAAAGAUCUUUGUGGUUGGUCUGCCAGAGCGCACUGACCGCCGAGAUGGCAUUGUUCUCCAGGCUGCCUUCUCCGACCUGGAAUUUGAAUUCAUUGAUGGCAUCUCUGGCGAGAAGGUAGCCGACAAGGCUAUCCCCAAGACCACCGAGCAUGAUCGGUUGGAUAAUGGUGCCAUCGGGUGCUGGCGCGCUCAUAUGAACGCCUUGCAAGAGGUUGUGAGGAGAAAUCUCGGGUCUGCUCUUAUCUUGGAGGAUGAUGCAGAUUGGGACGUGAGAAUCAGACAGCAGCUCUACGACAUGGCCUUGUCCUCACAGGCCCUAAUCCAACCUUUGGCCGGAACUACAAAUAGCUUCGCAGACAAGACUUAUCGACCUCCACCUGAAGGGCCCCCCAAGGGAGUCCCUGAAUUCCCCAUAAAUCGCCUUCCAAAGACUGUCCCCGCAACCGUUACGCCAUACGGCGACAUGUGGGAUCUUAUCUGGGUCGGUCACUGCGGUAUGCGCAUGCCUCCUGCCGACAGUCCUGUGCCCAGAGGCCGCGUUGUUAGUGUCAACGACGAAUCUGUACCAGAGAAGAGGUACCUCUGGUCUCUCGCCCCUCCCUUUACUCUCAAGGACGAAUAUCCUGAUCAUACCCGUGUCGUCCACCACGCCCAGGAGGGUGUCUGCACCCUUGGCUACGCCGUCACCCAGCGAGGCGCACGCGCGCUCCUCCAAGAAGUUGCUCUCAAGGAUGUUGGCGACCCUGUCGAUAUUCUUCUCCGAUUUUACUGUGAGGGAGGUAAGGGCCGACGAAACCAUAACUGCCUGGCUAUUCAACCUGCUCUCUUCAACCACCACCGAACGGAGGGCCCAAGGAGCGCCAUGAGCAACAUUGGCUCCCACGAAGGCUGGCAAGACAAGCCAUCGACCGACAUGACCAGGUGGAGCGUCAGGCUCAAUGUCGAGAGGCUACUUGAUGGCCAAGAGAUGUGGGAUCAGUUGCCAAACCAGAACCCAGCAUAA